This is a messenger RNA of Saxophila tyrrhenica, 438 nucleotides long. RefSeq names its product ribosomal protein S23 (gene rps23). Bases 1 to 438 code for a protein of 145 amino acids. NCBI's taxonomy places the organism in Eukaryota, Fungi, Ascomycota, Dothideomycetes, Mycosphaerellales, Extremaceae. The record is from RefSeq and is a predicted model, not a curated record. Gene Ontology annotation, cellular component: cytosolic small ribosomal subunit; ribosome. Gene Ontology annotation, molecular function: structural constituent of ribosome. The transcript has 3 exons. Gene Ontology annotation, biological process: translation.
AUGGGCAAAGGCAAGCCGAGAGGCCUUUUGGCAGCACGAAAGCUGCGCACGCAUCGCCGCGACCAGCAAUGGGCCGAUCUCCACUACAAGAAGCGACUGUUGGGUACGGCAUACAAGUCAUCACCAUUCGGAGGUUCAUCACACGCCAAGGGAAUCGUCCUCGAAAAGGUCGGUGUUGAGGCCAAGCAGCCAAACUCCGCCAUCCGGAAGUGCGUUCGUGUGCAACUCAUCAAGAACGGCAAGAAGGUCACCGCUUUCGUCCCCAACGACGGUUGCUUGAACUUCGUGGACGAGAACGACGAAGUGCUCCUCGCUGGUUUCGGUCGUAAGGGCAAGGCCAAGGGUGAUAUUCCUGGCGUGCGAUUCAAGGUUGUGAAGGUGUCGGGUGUGGGUCUGAUGGCGCUGUGGAAGGAGAAGAAGGAGAAGCCACGUACUUGA